CUAAACCUGUUUAUAUCACAAAAUACAGCGGCAAGCCACGGUAACAGCUACGUUGCCGAGGAUUCUGGGAAUCGCAGUCCUGAAGCUGCCCCAGGUCGGAAGCACUUCCGCCGCAGGGGGCGGGGCCGUCGCCGUAGUUCUCGCGGGGAUUCCGGGAAUUGUAGUCCGGGAGCUGCGUCCUGACCCAGGCGCUUCAGCUGCAGGAUCCCGAGGCCGCUGCUAUCGGUCCCCUCUCGGAGCUCUGCCUGCCCAGGCCUCUUACCUCCUCCAGAGGAGCAAAAGGAAAUGACCAGGUUUCAGGAGGAAGUGACAUUCAAGGAUGUAGCUGUGGUCUUCACCAGUGAAGAACUGGGGCUGCUGGAUGCUGCCCAGAGGAAAUUGUACCAAGAUGUGAUGGUGGAGAAUUUAAGGAACCUGCUCUGCGUGGGAUAUCAGCCCUUCCGACCAGACAUAUUACAUUUUGGGAGAGAAGAGAAACUUUUGAUGUUGGAGUCAGAAAUUCAAGAUGAGCAUUCAGAACACAGGAAUCAAAAUGAGAUAGAGACUCUUCAAGAAGUAGCAUUACAAUACCUUUUACAUGAAGAUCUUACAUGCUGGCAGAUGUGGGAACAAUUUACAAGUAAAGAAACCAGAAAUCAAGAUGUGCUAAUAAAUCCUCAAGGCAAGAGGUCUGAGUUGUUAGAACAAGAUGAUUCCUCAUGUCAGAUGUGGGCAGGGGAAUCUAUUCAGGUUUCUGAAGAUGAGAACUAUGUAAUGAAGAUUCAAGGGGAGAUUUCUAGUAGGAAUCAAAAUAAAGAGCUUCCAAAUGGGAUUACCUGGAAGUUUUGGAGAGAAAUGUAUCUGAGAGAGUCCCAGAAUUAUCAAAUGGAUGUAGGAAAUAAAGUGAGUAAAUGUGAUCAGUGUGUAAUGACAGCGGUCUCUCAUCACCAUUAUGGUCAUGGAGUACACACAAGAGAGAAAGCAUUUAGCAGUAAUAAUUGUGGAAAAGACUUGAAAUCAUCCCAGCAUAGUGUAAUCCACUCAGGAGAGCAAACCUCUGAUAAGAAUGGAAAAGGGGUCAGCAUUGGCUCUAGUCUUGAACUUCAUCAGCAAUUGCACUUAAGGGAGAAGCAUCAUCUAUAUAUCAAGUGUGAAGAGGUCAUCAGUUAUAGCUCAUUGCUUCCCAUUCAUCAGAGUGUUCAUAUAGGAGAGAAAUACUAUAGGAGUGAUGGGGGUGGUGAGGGCUUUGGUCAGAGUUCACAUCUGCAAACUUAUCAGAAAGUCAGCACAGGAGAGAAACCCUACAAACGUCAGGUAUGUGCUAAGAGCUUCAGUCAGAACUCUUCUUACCCCACGUAUGAACUUAUUCACACGGGAGAGAAGCCAUAUAAGUGUGACAGGUGUGAGAAUGGCUUCAGUCAUAGCUUAGAUCUUAACCUUCACUGUGUGGACAACACUGGAGAGAGAUCCUAUAUAUGUGAUGUGUAUAAUAAAGGUUUCAGUCAGAUAUCACAACUUCAGGCCCUUCCGGGAGCCCACAAUGGAGACAAAACAUAUAAAUGGGAAGAAUGUGAUAGGGUAUUUAAUCAGAAUUAUGGUCUUCUUCAGAGAGUCCACACUGGAGAGAAAUCAUAUCAAUGUGAGUUGUGUGGCAGGGGCUUCAGUAAGACCUCAAAUCUUCAAGCCCAUCAGAGAACACACACUGGAGAGAAACCAUAUAAAUGUAAUGUGUGUCAUAAGAACUUCAGCCGUAAUUCCUAUCUUCAAAUCCAUCAGAGAAUACACACUGGAGAGAAACCUUACAAAUGUGAGGUGUGUGAUAAGAACUUCAGAUGUAAUUCUCAACUUCAAGUCCAUCAGAGAAUCCAUCCAGGAGUGAAACCAUACAAAUGUGACACCUGUGGUAAGGACUUCAGUCAGAUUUCACAUCUUCAGGGUCAUCAGAGAGUUCACACAGGAGAAAAGCCAUACAAAUGUGAGACAUGUGGUAAGGCCUUCAGCUGGAGUUCACAUUUUCAAGCCCAUCAGAGGGUCCAUACUGGAGAGAAACCCUACAAAUGUGAUGCAUGUGGUAAGGGUUUCAACUGGAGCUCACAUCUUCACGCCCAUCAGAGGCUCCAUACCGGAGAGGAACUCUACAAAUGUGAAGAGUGUGGGAAAGUGUUCAUUUGGUACUCUUGUCUUCAUGUUCAUCAGAGGAUACACACUGGAGAGAAACCUUAUAAAUGUGGCAUAUGUGGUAAGAGCUUCAUUCGGGCCUCACAUCUUCAAGCCCAUCAGAGAGUCCAUACUGGAGAGAAACCAUACAAAUGUUUUGAGUGUGGCAAGGGCUAUAGUCGGAGUUUGUCUUCAGGCUCAUCAGAGAAUCCAUAAAUGUGAUAAAUCCGGUACAGGUGAUGAAUGUGGUAAACAUGUUCUUCAGAACUUAGACUUCUCAUUUUCUUGAGAAAAUCCACACAGCAGAAAAUGUUUUUGAAAUGCGUUUUAAGAUUCAAGAAUGAGCUGAGUUUUUCAGUCAUGAGUUCUGUUGAAAAAACCUGUUGUAUGACUAUGGCCAGUAUUUCAGACAGAGCUCCAACUGUCACAGUUAUCAAGAGAACACACAGCACAGAAACCCAAUACUAAGGGGUUCACCUUCAACAGAGUCUACAUAGGAGAGACACCUUAAAAACGAUGAGUAAGGUCAAGCCUUAAGCAAAGUAUAAUGAUGGACCUGACAGAAUUCAUGUGCACUAGAGUGUAAGCUCAAUGAGAUCAGGAACUGUUUACUGCUCUAUCACCAUGACCUCAAACCAGUGCCUGAAAAAUAGUAGGUGCAUUUUUAUGAUUGCUGCUUUAAAAUCCUCGUCAGAUUAUCCUAACAUCUGAGUCUCUUGGCAUGGCAUCUGUUGACUGUUUUCUCAUUCAACUUGUUAUUCUGAUUUGGUAUGAUGAAUGAGUUUUUAUUGUAUCCUGGACAUUUUGGAUCUUCUGUUAGAGUUUGGGUCCCAUUCAGUCCUCUUUUUUGGCAGGCAGUCACAUGGUUUGUGCAUAACAUGCAGGUCCAGGUGGGGGUUCAGCUCCCACCUGGGCCCCACUGAUACUGGGAGAGGGAAGGAGCCGAGUUCCAUGCCCUUGCUGCUGGGUGGGAGUGGCAGGUCAUUUCCUGCUGGGCUCUGCUGACACUAGGGAAGGUGAGGGCUAGGGGUUGUGGCCGAGGCUGACUGGCGCCCCCUUGUUGCUGCUGAGCAGGAGUGUAAGAUCACAUCCCCCUAGUGGAGGCUAUAUUGGGGUGCUGACUAGGUCCUCUUCGUUCUGCCUCAUUACUGCAGUGGAGGAGUGGGGCCUGAAUGGGUGGAAAUUCAGAUCUCCACUCCCUUGCCGACAGCAUCCCUGUGAUAGAAGAGCCAGCUCACGUUGCCUCCUUGCCAGUUGAUGGGAGUGGAGGUUCAGCACCCUGUUUGGAAUCACUGCACCUAAGAGAAAGGGGGGACUAGAGGACCAACUUGUACCAUUUUGUUGCUGCCAGGGUGGGGUGGAGAUUGUGCUCUCCACUGGACGCUUCUGACACCACAGCGGGUGCGGAGAGGCAGUUUUCCCAUUGGUGUUUGGCUAGAGUAGGGUUGGAGUUACCAGUAAAAGUUUUCUGUUCUCUUAGGCCCCUCUUUUCCCACUUUUUUUUUUUUUGCCAGAAGGAGCAGGAGGGUUUUUUUUCUUUCUUUCUUUAUCUGUUGGUUUCCAGUUGCAGUCUUCUCUUGCAUCUCACCUGGGAUAUUUGUGAGGCAACAUCACUGCCAUGCCAUUCCUCAGGUCCCAUUUCCCUAGCCAGUCUGCCUUUCCAUCCUUUAGAGUCUGCUUACAUUUAUUUGUUGAAUUAUCCCCAGGGUUUUAUAGUUGUCAAGGGGAGGGAUGGGCUACUCCAUGUUAGCUGGGCCAGUUUACAUAUUUAAAUCAGGAUCCAAACAAGGUCUCCACGUGAUAAUUAAAAGUAAUAAUUGUG
This is a messenger RNA of Choloepus didactylus (southern two-toed sloth), 3958 nucleotides long. RefSeq names its product zinc finger protein 233-like. NCBI's taxonomy places the organism in Eukaryota, Metazoa, Chordata, Mammalia, Pilosa, Megalonychidae. The record is from RefSeq and is a predicted model, not a curated record. Gene Ontology annotation, biological process: regulation of transcription by RNA polymerase II. Gene Ontology annotation, cellular component: nucleus. Gene Ontology annotation, molecular function: DNA-binding transcription factor activity, RNA polymerase II-specific; RNA polymerase II transcription regulatory region sequence-specific DNA binding.